UUGAGGACAAGCGACGCUACAUAUUCACACUAUGACCGAAGGAAGGAAGACUACUUUUGUGAAAUGUUUCAUUUAUUAUUUAAAAAACAAGCUCUUGGUCAGAUUACAAUAUCUUUAACAUCAAAUUAGUAUUAGGAAAGUUUUGUUUUCCUUAAAUUAAUGCUGCAAUAUUUUUUGAAAACGGAAUACAACCUGCUGAGCCCAAAGGUCCUUCGAUAAUGAAGGCAAGCGAGGACCAUGAGGUGGUUCGACGGCAACUACAGGAGAAGAUUCAACAGGCGCACAGACUCUUCCAAGCCUUUCCUCUAAAGCUCAAAUCAAACCUUAUACAAACCUACCCGAGCUUGGAGGACGAUUUUAAAGGAAACCAGAAAUCGCUUAAAAACGGGGAAUGCUGGAUUCUGGUUGCAGGUGAAAUCGGGGCGGGAAAAUCGAGCCUCAUCAACCUGAUACUCGACUGCCAGUUGCUGCCCACGGAUGCCCAGAAAUGCACAAACACUAUCAUAGAGAUACGCUGCAGCGAUGAGAAAUUGGCAAAGUGUUUCUACAAGCCCGAACUGUCCGACAGUGGAGACAGAACAAGGAAAAUACCUCCGAGGGAAAUCAGAUUAAACGAUCUCAAGGGUAUACAGGAGUUUAAAGACAGUGUGGUCGAAUGUGAUGAGAAUGAUGAUAACCCCUUUCAAAGAGUGGAACUGUACUAUCCUUUCAAAAAACUCAGCAAGCAAGUCGUGAUCGUGGACACGCCCGGUAUCGACGGAGGGAACAAUGUUGGCCGACGUCUGGAGUUGUACUUGAACAAAUCAUUUGGCUUCCUCUACGUCAUUAGCACAAACGCAGCCGGAGGGCUUCAGCAAGGCAGGCUGGGCCAUUUACUUAAGACGGUUGUCAAUUGCACCGAGGAGUUCAGCCCCGAAGCCACUCUGUUCAUUGGGAACAAAUGGGAGAACGUGCCGGACAAAGACAAGGGGGGUGUCCAACGUGAGGUAUUCGAGAAAUUGUCGCGGGUCUACCCAGGUGUAAGGGAACAUCAAAUACACUACAUGUCGGUGAACAAGGCUCGGGAUUUCUACCUCAAUCGCCAAGGUCAACUAAAGGACCACGAGCUGUUGCUUCAAAAGAUAGGACAACUCAUAUCAAGUUCACUCCGACAGGGACUGAUCAACCACUACUGGUGGCUAUCCGGGUUUCUCACGCGGUCGAAUUACGUUCUUCGCGUAACGAGCGUCCAGCAUGAGAUGACUGAGGAUGAAACCAGACAGCGAUACAAGGAAAUGAAGAAACACGUAGAAGAACUCCAGAGAAACAGUGAAGAUUGCGUUGCAAAUCUGCACAAGAAGGUUGACUUCGAAAUCUUCAAGAUCACCGAGAAUGUCCGAGAGCUGCUUCAGCGUAGGGACGUUCAGGACAGGGUGUACAACUGGGAAGAUCCGCGUGGUUGUCCACAGGUUGACCGGAAAUGGAAGCGAACUGUUGACGCUGCUGCCAUGUUGAUAUCGGAGCGUAUUGCCAUGGUGAUAGAUGGCUGGCAGAGGGAACACUCGGUUCUCAGCAAGAUCGAUAAAGAGAUUAUUGAUGUUUUCUCAAAGGAAUUUGGUCUCCUUCAGCACCAAGUAGACGACAUUGAAAAAUUCCUGGCCGACAACAAAGGCAAAGCAAUGAUGAUGAAGACAGUUAAACGGAUGACGCCGAAAGGUAUAUUUGGCAUAAAGAAGGGAAAGGUAGAACGCACAUACAACACAAUGGGAGGAGCUGUCAGCUGUAUCGGUAUGCUUGACACUGGCAACAAGAAUAUCCGAAAACUGUUCAAGGAUAGAUACACUGAUAAAGCGACGCAGAACCAACGGGCGGCGGUAAUGGCAGAGGCUACAACGAUGUACAUAGAAAGCAUCUUUGGACACAGGGAUGUAAACUCGAAAAUCCGCAAAUAUUUCGAUCGGUUCUUUAAAGAUAUUGACGAGGCUGCAAAACGAAUACCAGAAUUCCUGAAGGCUGACAAACAACUGAUUGAGACACUGCGGAAAAGCAUGACAGAGAUCGAACAGUUGAAGGAAAAGCUGCCAUCCCUCUGCAACGACUGUGCUGACAAGCAUGGCGAGUUGAAUAUCUUCUAUAUCAACAACAUCAUGAAGUUUGACUACGAUAUAUCUGAGUUCGACUGGCAUGGAACGCAACCAUUAGAAAGCGGCUGGCGUGAAAAGCAAAAACUAGGAAGCGGUACCUUUGCAGAUGUGUUCCGUGCUGAGAUACUACAGAAACACCGUCCUGUGGCUUUAAAGGUUGCGAAAGAAGCUGUUAAGAGGACGAAUGUAACAGAAAUCCUCACAGAGGAUCGAACAAUGAGGGAUCUUUGUCAUCCGAACGUGGUACGAUACUACGGCGCUACAUUUCGCAAGGAUCAUACUAAAGGGCUCAUCUGGAUCAUGGUGAUGGAACUGUGUAAGGAUUCCAUGAAAGGGUAUUACACAGAAAACAUCAACCGAGAGCGAUGGGUUCCCGGGAUGAUCCCGAAAGAUCACCCUCGCCGGAGAGAGGCCUUCCGAAGUAUGAUGGCUCAUGCACUAUAUAUCGCCAAUGGCCUUGAAUACAUACACGAGCAAGGAUACACGCAUAGAGACAUGAAGCUUGAAAAUGUUCUGAUUUCAACGGAUGGCGUUGCAAAGAUCACCGACGUUGGUGUUGCCAAAUCAACCAGGCUUCUCGGGGGCACAGUUCUGGGUUCCCCAGCCUAUAUGGCACCCGAAGUCUUACUUGGCAACCAAAUUCAUACAAACAAGAUUGACAUUUAUAGCCUUUCCUUCAUCUACUGGGAGAUGUGGUUUGGAUUAGAGGUUACUACGGAUAUGACCAGAGACAUUUUGGGACCAGACUUUCACGGUGACGCAGUGGAUGCGCUGAAGAAACGGCAGUGCAACAAAAAAAGGGGAUGGCGUCCGAGUUUCAGCAAAGCUCAUAAGCCUCCGGAAGAAAUCAUUGAGGUUCUUAAGAAGAUGUGGUCAGUUGACCCAAAUGAAAGGCCGUCUGCUAUAGAGGUGCGCAGCUUCAUUGAAGGAUUUUUAAAAAAUAACUAAGCCCAAGCACAACCGAUCUUUUCUCAGAAUAACUCGAUGUAAGGGUUAAGAUUAAGACUUUUAAACUGUAAAUUGUGUUUUCUUGAAUUGUAUUAUGUAUUCAUAUUUGAUAUAAGAUCAUCUCAGAAUCAUGCUGUGCACAUGACCAUGAAGAUAUUGCGUUAAAGUGAAUAUGUGAUAUGCUGUCUUUUAGGACAAAGAAAUAGUCUGUUCUGUCACAUAUGCUGUCUUUUAGGGCAAAGAAAUAGUUUGUUCUGUCUUUUAGGACUGACAAAUAAUUGUCUGUACUGUCUUUUAGGACAAAGAAAUAGUCUGUUCUGUCUUUUAGGACUGACAAAGAAUUGUCUGUACUGUCUUUUAGGACAAAGAAACAGUCUCAUGUUUUUAUCAUAAUAUUUACUCAGACAAACGACGUUGCAAUAAAUUUGUACUCCAAAAUACUAUAUUCAAUGUACUAUAUGCAUACAGUAUGUCUGUUGUAUCAAACACAGUCAGACCUUCACCUUAAAGCCAGUGGCUAUUGACUGUACAGAUCAAUGAUAGCUAUGACGUGUUUCCGGUCCUAAUAGAAAAAUCGAACACGAGGACAUGCGCGUUAGCCGUUAACGAGGAUUGAGAAAAACGGCCACGCAACGUCCCCGGGGGUCAGAUGUUUCGAUAUGGACCGGAAAAACAUGAUUUUCGUGCAUGUUUUAAUUAUCAAUAUGUCAGUCAUGACACCAUGACGCGUAGUAUUUUUUUAUUACUCUUUAUGUCAAAUAGGUUCUCUAACAUCAUAUUUUUGACGAGUAUUUUUAAUUUUUAAUUAGAAGUAAUGUAUACUUCAAUAUUCAAAAAAUGCGUGUUAUUUGAAACAACAUAAUGUACUUUUCAUGAGCCAUUAAAUAAAAACUGCAAGGUGGUGCAUUGGUGUGUGUGUGUGCGUGUGCGUGUGCGUGUGCGUGUGCGCGUGCGCGUGCGCGUGUAUGUGUGUGUGUGUGACUCAUCUGACAUUGCUAAAUUCACCGGAAUUUCCGAUGUGCAAGAAAUAUUUAUGUUUUUUCAGUGGACAAACAUCUUUAUGUACAGUAUGUGACUGUCCACAGUGUUGUACUACUCUUAUGACAAUCAUUGUUUUAACUGUAUUUGGGUGUGUAUAAUCAACCAGUUACGGUCAAGCUGGUAUUUCAAUAUUAUAAAUUUUCAGAAUAACACGAUGUACAUACCAAGUGGUUAAAACGUCAAUACUAUGUAAACCAAUCAAAAGUUGAUUCAAGGUUCGGACAUUUUUCAGCUUUUUUAACUAGUUGUAUAUUUUUCUACCGAAAUCUUGAAAUGCGACAAAAGUAAAUGUAAGAUAACUGGAUACAUGUAUAUGUACUCAGGCACAUAUUUUCUCAAAACUAUCCAGUAUUUAAAGCGUGAAUUAUGGCAAAUGUGUUCCGAUUUGCUUGUCCUUCAUGCUGCUCCUUGUUUUACCAAAUAGUUCUUAAUGAACUUUUGCAUCGCAUACUUAUUCCUUAUGCGGUCCUCCUGUGCUUAGUUUCGUGCUGUGUUUAGAUACUUGUCAUUUUUGGAAAUAAUUUGAAUUGAAAAACGGCCAUGUUGGGCAGAAAGAAAUGUCCGAACUAUAAAUAUCAAACUUGAAGAAGUUUUUUACGUAAAUAUGUAUGUUAUCAAUUUCUGAACAGAUUUGACGCUUGAAAUAUUUUUUUUUUAUAUUUCAUUAGAGUUUAAUACACGGCUUAGCCGGGCUGUUGCGUUGUAAUUAGCCCGAGUGACUAAUAACAGCCCGAGACGUAGUCGAGGACAUGGGCCAAUUAUCACGCAACGGCCGUGUAUUUACCUCUUUAAUACAUAUGUUGUUGUUUUAUUCUUUUGUGAGUUUCAUGUAUAUUUUUACCUGCUCUCCAGAUGUAUCCUUAUUGCCUCCUGGUUUGACGACGAUGAGUAAACUUACUCUCACAUUGAAUUAAGCUUUUGAGAGUAAGCCAAAGUUGGGAAAAAGGCAAACCGCAAUAUGUUGAAAAUUCAUUUCCAAUAUUUUCAAUGUUUCAGCUUGGCAAUUCCCCAACACCUCUAUCCGAAUUUGUUCUCUACGAAUCACUAGCAUAUUCCUUUUCAUGUUUUUCAUGAUUUUCAUUAACAUAAGCUCGUAUCAAGAAGAUCAACAUUCCGUAGAUAAAUAAACCAAUAACUCGUAUUUUCGCUGUCAAGAUGUUUGAAUAGUGUUGUUGUUUUUUCAUAUAAAUACAAUUUUGCUGCUUUGUUUGUUUUGUUUUUGAACGUGAACUCUGGAAAAAAAACGCCGCCCUUAUAGUUUACACUGGCAAUCGAUCACCAUCAUAAGUAGUCCGUUCGCGUU
Mya arenaria is the source of this 5415-nucleotide messenger RNA. RefSeq lists its product as uncharacterized. Bases 219 to 3071 code for a protein of 950 amino acids. The record is from RefSeq and is a predicted model, not a curated record. Gene Ontology annotation, biological process: protein phosphorylation. Gene Ontology annotation, molecular function: protein kinase activity; ATP binding. The transcript is spliced from 19 exons. NCBI's taxonomy places the organism in Eukaryota, Metazoa, Mollusca, Bivalvia, Myida, Myidae.